Molecule: messenger RNA, 2673 nt
Organism: Aplosporella prunicola CBS 121167
Lineage: Eukaryota; Fungi; Ascomycota; Dothideomycetes; Botryosphaeriales; Aplosporellaceae
Exons: 4
Coding region: 1-2673 (890 amino acids)
Biological process (GO): protein deubiquitination
Cellular component (GO): nucleus; cytosol
Molecular function (GO): cysteine-type deubiquitinase activity; cysteine-type endopeptidase activity
Source: RefSeq, a predicted model, not a curated record
AUGAGUUUCCUGAGCAGGUUCAAGUCGAAUUCCACUCCGGCCAGUCCCACGACUGCCGCACCCGCGAAGAAGGACCCCAAUGCGCCCCAGCCCACGCCGCUCGAGCGCCUGCUCGCCGCAGACACGGGCCCCAUCCGCCCUGAUGGCAGCGACAAGUUCUUCGGUUUUGAGAAUUUUGGAAGCACAUGCUACUGUAACUCGAUAAUACAAUGCCUCUACUAUUCGGUUCCCUUCCGGGACCAGGUCAUCAAUUUUCCGGCCCGGUCGCCGCAAGACGUUCUUUUAAACCGCACCGCCAACGGUCUUCCGCGCAUAAACACCGCCAUGGCGGUGUCAGCCGCCAACGGCACCGGCCAGCCUUUUUCUCCGGCCAGAGGAAAUAUGACGUCUCCCGGCGCAACUGCAUCACCGAAGAAACCGGCUGUGGCGUCAGGCCCUACCGGCAUGACAGGCAUGAGGCCGGAAGAGAAUAAGGACUCGCCAGAGUAUAAAAAGAAACAGGCUAUGGCCGCUGGCCCCGUGUUGAGCAUGGAUUAUGAGAAUGCCGAGAGUUACGGUAUGUCGGAGUCGCUGUUCACGUCGCUCAAAGACAUCUUCGAGGCCAUCAUCUCGCACCGGUCACGGGUAGGCGUGGUGAGCCCGCAAAAGUUCCUGGAGACGUUGAGGCGCGAGAACGAAAUGUUCCGGACGGCCAUGCAUCAGGAUGCACACGAGUUCUUGAACCUCCUAUUAAACGAGGUCGUGGAAAAUGUCGAGCAGUUCUCGAAGCAACAGGCUCAGCUGGAGUCGGAUAAGGGCGCUGGAGAGGCAGACUCAGCACUCGCCCUUGGCAUAAACUCGGUUACCAAUUCGAGCUUGGCGAAGAGUGCCCAAGGCUCCGUGAACAAUACUGGAUGGGUACAUUCGUUGUUUGAGGGAACGCUUACUUCAGAAACCAGGUGCUUAACGUGUGAGAACAUUUCUCAAAGAGAUGAGGUGUUUCUCGACCUUUCGGUGGAUUUGGAGCAGCACUCAUCAGUAACAUCGUGUUUGAAGAAGUUUUCUGAGGAAGAAAUGCUUUGCGAGCGCAACAAGUUCCACUGCGAUAACUGCGGAGGAUUGCAAGAGGCGGAAAAGCGCAUGAAGAUCAAGCGGCUACCUCGGAUAUUGGGCAUCCACCUAAAGAGAUUCAAGUAUACGGAAGACCUACAACGGUUACAAAAGCUCUUUCACAGAGUCGUCUAUCCCUAUUACCUUCGGCUCUUCAAUACGACCGACGAUGCCGAGGACCCGGACCGGUUAUACGAGCUCUACGCCGUCGUCGUCCAUAUAGGUGGCGGCCCCUAUCAUGGCCAUUACGUCUCCAUCAUCAAGACGCAGGACCGUGGCUGGUUGCUGUUUGACGACGAGAUGGUCGAGCCGGUUGACAAGAGCUACGUGCGCAACUUUUUCGGCGGCGACAACGUGCUAGCUUGUGCAUACGUGCUUUUCUACCAAGAGACUACCGAGGAGGCUAUGCGUAAGGAGCAGGAAUCGGAAGGACUGGACGCGAGCGCCGCUGCGGCCCAAGCCGCUAGCGAGACGGUAGGCGUCAGGGCCGACGACGUAUUUUCGAAUGGAUAUGCGCCCUUCAGCCCCGUCACGCCUGUGCCUGAAGAAAGGGUACCGGAAAUUUUUAACCUUGACCAAGUGGCGACGGCACCACCAACGGCGUCCCCUCAAACACCGCAGCAGGCAUGGGCUCCUGAAUCUGCUCCGCCAGCGGUGGGUACACCAAAAACGCAGAGCAAGUGGACUGGGUUGCGGCGUAACAGUCGAGCGCCAGACCCGGAGAAACAGGCUGAGAAAGACCGCAAGGCGGCAGAAAAAGAACAGGAGAAACAGGCGGAGAAAGACCGCAAGGCGGCAGAAAAGGAACAGGAGAAACAGGCUAAGGCGACGCGUCGCGCAACCUCCAAGAAGAAUGAUGACGAUUUAAAGGCUGCUAUCGCGGCGAGCAAAGCCUCCGCCAAGGAGGAAAACACGAACCGCCUGCGAGGCGGAACUGUUGGCAGCAAGGCUAGUAGAGACAGUCGCACCGAUGACGAGGCUGCCGCCACUCCAACCGCUGCCGGUUACAACCACAACCAUUUCAACAACAACUACAGUAACAGCGCACCUGCCCCUCCCGGUACAGCCAGCACCACGAGCACGAAAGCUCCAAGUUGGACCGCCACAAUGCCGCCACCCCCAGCUCCGCCUUCAGCACCCGCGUCGACGCCCUCAUUCCCGGCUGCCCCCUCACCGGCCAUGCCCAUCGCCGGGGCUCCUGCGCGUGAGAAUGGCCACACCACGAGCAAGAGCUUGGGUAGCAGCGGGGGAAGCAGCACAACGGGCGGCGGGAGCGGUUUCAGCCGCUUCCGGCACGGCAGCAUCAGCAUGCGGGGGAAGCGGUUCUUGACCGGAGGUGGGAAUAACAGUGGGGCUAAAGACGGCGGAGGCGUGGCGGAGGAGUCGGAGGCGGAGGCGGGCGUAAAUGGUGUUAAUUCGGGGCUGAUGUCGCCGACUAUGGCGUCACCGCGUACUCCGACGAUGGAGAGUAGUGUGGGGAGUUUGGCGAGCUUGGGGAGUGGUGGAGGAACACCGAAGAAGAAGGAGUCGAGGUUCUCGUUGGGGAGGAAGAAGAGCAGCAUGUUGUGGGGAGGGGAUAAAUAA